AUGGAUCCCAAAUAUUCCGACACGGUUGUCGUUGAGAGCCACCAUGGUAAGGUCGAAAGCACGCGGGAAGCCCAAGGUUACGCGGGUCUCGACCCGGAAGAAUUGAAGACUCUCGAGACUCGAAUCCGAUGGAAGACCGAUUUGCGCCUCUGCACCAUUGCUGGUAUCUUGUGCAGUCUCAAUCUGCUUGAUUCCGGCAUCUUGUCAUCAGCCUCGGUUACCAGCAUGCCCGACGACCUUGAUCUUGUUGGCACGCGAUACUCCGUCUCGGUCUUCAUCUUCACCAUCGCCAGUAUCGUCUUCCAGCUGCCAUCGACCAUCGCAGUCCGCUGGGUCGGGCCACGCAUCUGGUUCGCAUGCAUCGCCUUCGCCUUCGGACUGAUCACAAUGUGCACGGCCUUCAUCCACACCUGGAAGGAGAUGAUCGCCCUCCGCGUGCUCCUGGGUAUGUCCAUGUCGGGAAUUUACCCGGGUCUGACCUAUCUCAUCAGCGCCUGGUACCCGCGGCGGGAGCAGCAGCUGCGAUUCGCCCUGAUGCAGUCGGGUGAAGUCAUCGGUCUCGCAACAGGCUACAUCGUGAACUACGGCCUAGAACUGUUGGAUGGAAGAGCAGGCAUGCAAGGCUGGCGCUGGAUGUACCUCGUGCAGGGCCUCAUUAGCUGCGUCAUUGGCAUAGCCACCUACUGGUGGAUCAUCGACUUUCCAGAGAAUGCGCAUCGCAGCUUUUGCUUCAUGUCCGAGCUGGAGGCCCGUGUCGCUGCCCAGCGCAUCAAGGCAGACCGCGAUGAUAUCGUUCCGGACCCGUUCUCAUGGCGCAAGGUUCUCGCACCUUUCGCCGACCCGAAACUGUACGGCUUCGCAUGCAUGUACUUCCUGUUGAACCUGGUAUCCACAGCGUUGAACUACUUCCUCCCCAUGAUUCUCGAGGAUGGCAUGGGGUUCUCGAGCAACGCUUCAAUUCUCCUAUCCACGCCGCCAUAUUACUGGGCUGUCAUCCCCGUCAUCUUCACCUCCUUCGUCGGAGACAGACUCCGCAUCCGCGGCCCCCUCAUCGCCUUCAACGCCCUCUGCCUCAUCGCCGGGUUCCUCAUGUUCGGCCUCCCGUCAUCCACGCAAGUCACCGUCCGAUACAUAGGAACGUUCCUCGCGACAGGAGCAUACGUCUCCAACUGGGCAGCUCUGAACGCCUUUAUGGCCAAUAACGUGGUUGGCCAAUGGAAGCGCGCGACCACAGCGGCGGCAGUGUCAGCCUGUAAUGGCCUGGGCGGUGUUGCGGGUAGCUACAUUGUACGACAGCAGGAAGCACCGCGAUAUGAGACGGCAGUCUGGGUGUCUAUCGGAUCCCAUAUCCUAAUGAUAGUGCUAGUGUGUGUUUUCACCUUGUUUUUCUGGCACCUCAAUCGGCAGCAAAAGCACAAGGGAAAGCUUAUCCAGAAUAUGGUCGGAUUCCGCUAUACUUAUUAA
Aspergillus costaricaensis CBS 115574 is the source of this 1464-nucleotide messenger RNA. RefSeq names its product putative MFS transporter. Gene Ontology annotation, cellular component: membrane. Gene Ontology annotation, biological process: transmembrane transport. The record is from RefSeq and is a predicted model, not a curated record. NCBI's taxonomy places the organism in Eukaryota, Fungi, Ascomycota, Eurotiomycetes, Eurotiales, Aspergillaceae. Gene Ontology annotation, molecular function: transmembrane transporter activity. The coding region runs from base 1 to 1464 and encodes 487 amino acids. The transcript has 4 exons.